AUGCUGUGGCUGCUGGUCAAGACCCUCCCCUGCCUGGGGCGCUCCGUGCCUGUGACCCCGGGCCCCAGCUCAGGACGUGGGCUGGUGGGCACCAUGGGGGGCUGCGAUGUCUCGGCCAGGAGCUACCCGUGGCAGGUAAGCCUGAGGUUCUACAAUAGGACAGUUGGCCGGUGGAUACACUUUUGUGGGGGGUCGCUCAUUCACCCCCAGUGGGUGCUGACUGCUGCCCACUGUGUUGAAAGGAAAAGCCUGCAGGCUUCUGCCAUCAGGGUCCAAGUCGGGCAGCUGAGACUCUAUGACCAUGACAAGCUGACCAAAGUGUCCAAGAUUGUCCAACACCCCAAUUACAACCAAAUCCUCUCUGCUGAGGGGGGUGCGGACAUCGCUCUGCUGAGGCUGCAGGCCCCCGUGAGCCUCUCCCAUCACGUCCAGGUGGUCUCCCUCCCGCCUGCCUCGCUGAGGGUCCCCGAGGGGAAGAUGUGCUGGGGCAGCGUCACGGUUCACUAGCCCCUGCCCCCGCCCUACCAUCUGCAGGAGGUGGAGGUGCCCGUCGUGGGGAAUCAGGUUUGUAACCUACACUAUCGGAAACUUGCAAACGCCACCAAGCCAAUCAAAGAUGACAUGCUGUGUGCCGGGAGCGAGGGCCAGGACUCCUGCCAGGGUGACUCCGGGGGUCUGGUGUGCCUCUGGAAAUGCUCCUGGGUCCAGGUGGGAGUUGUCAGCUGGGGCCACAAGUGUGCACUCCCCGACUUCCCUGGGGUGUACACCCAGGUGACCAGCUACAUGUCCUGGAUCCUCCAGUACGUCCCACUGUCCCCAGGGCCCUAG
Molecule: messenger RNA, 828 nt
Organism: Cervus elaphus (red deer)
Lineage: Eukaryota; Metazoa; Chordata; Mammalia; Artiodactyla; Cervidae
Product: mastin-like
Biological process (GO): proteolysis
Molecular function (GO): serine-type endopeptidase activity
Source: RefSeq, a predicted model, not a curated record